Neofelis nebulosa (Clouded leopard) is the source of this 4053-nucleotide messenger RNA. It is a transcript of the gene TBL1X, whose product is annotated as transducin beta like 1 X-linked. Gene Ontology annotation, cellular component: histone deacetylase complex. The transcript has 14 exons. Gene Ontology annotation, biological process: regulation of transcription by RNA polymerase II. The coding region runs from base 524 to 2353 and encodes 609 amino acids. NCBI's taxonomy places the organism in Eukaryota, Metazoa, Chordata, Mammalia, Carnivora, Felidae. Gene Ontology annotation, molecular function: transcription corepressor activity; protein binding. The record is from RefSeq and is a predicted model, not a curated record.
UCGAUUCUUUUGAAGGUGCCCAUGAGGUGUGUGCAGUGACUUCGUGAAGAAGUCUGGGAUGGCUCAAAUUCCCUUUUUUCGCGGAGAUGUAACAGCCACUUAGCAAGGUGCCUGUCUUCAGAGUUGAGACACCAUUACAUUUAACGCCUGCCCCCUCUGAAGCUCCGAUGGGACCUGAAACGUGUCCAGCCUUCAUGUAUUUUAUUUGCCGCCAACUUCCUGCCGUUCCCGUCCUUCCUUCCACACAGACGAGCAAGUCCUACGCAGUGUCGGCCGCGACACUGUCCCUUGUCUCCCGAGUUACUGAAUGUCACUUUACUGGGGCCGCCGCUGCUAUCUUGCUUCAUAGAUGCCACUGACCCCAAGGUGACGUCCUUUCCCUUCCCUCCCGCAUCUGUGUCUGAAGUCAGCACGCUGCUUUCUCCCCAAGUCCUGGCAUGCACCCCAACCUCUGCACUGGGCACCCCAGCCUCUCUUGCCUUCCCUGCUGGCGUUUUGGCUUCGUGCUGCCAGGCAUGUCCUGAUGCGAUCCCGCCAACUGCCGUUGCCACAUCCUGGCCACGGACCUCCCCCCCAAAGAUUGUCUGCCAGCUUCCCCUCGUAUCUUCUCUCCUGCCUCCAUUGUCUGUUCUGUCACCCGCUUGUCUGCCGGCUGGCCACUCCGCGUUUCUUGCCAGCGGUGCUCCUGUCCCCGUCGUCACGGCUCCAUUGUAGCAACUCAGCUGACGCUACUGGGCACAGUCACUGUGUCAGGCAGGAUUCUCAGCCCUUGACCGAGAAAACCUUUAACCCCCAGCAAGCAGGUGCAGCUUCAUUUCUGUGUACAGGUUUUUCCCACUCGGCGUUCACGUUCGGUAUUGAGAGCCACAUCAGCCAGUCCAACAUCAAUGGGACGCUAGUGCCGCCAGCUGCCCUCAUCUCCAUCCUGCAGAAGGGACUUCAGUAUGUGGAGGCCGAGAUCAGCAUCAACGAGGAUGGCACGGUGUUCGACGGCCGCCCCAUAGAGUCCCUGUCCCUGAUCGACGCGGUGAUGCCCGACGUGGUGCAGACGCGGCAGCAGGCCUUCCGGGAGAAGCUCGCUCAGCAGCAGGCCAGUGCAGCGGCCGCGGCCGCGGCGGCUGCAGCCGCGGCGGCCACGACGGCCACGGCGGCCCCGACAGCCGUUGCUCAGCAACAUCCACCAAAGAACGGAGAGGCCACGGUGAACGGGGAGGAGAACGGAGCCCACGCGAUAAAUAAUCAUUCGAAACCAAUGGAAAUAGACGGGGACGUUGAGAUUCCACCCAACAAAGCCACAGUCCUUCGGGGCCACGAGUCCGAGGUGUUCAUUUGUGCCUGGAACCCCGUCAGCGAUCUCCUAGCUUCAGGAUCCGGAGACUCAACGGCAAGGAUAUGGAACCUUAACGAAAACAGCAACGGGGGCUCCACGCAGCUCGUGUUGAGGCACUGUAUACGAGAAGGGGGCCAUGACGUCCCCAGUAAUAAAGACGUGACCUCCCUGGACUGGAACAGCGACGGGACGCUGUUGGCCACAGGCUCCUAUGAUGGUUUUGCGAGAAUAUGGACGGAAGAUGGCAACCUGGCCAGCACCUUAGGGCAACACAAAGGCCCCAUCUUUGCCUUGAAAUGGAACAAAAAGGGGAAUUACAUUUUGAGUGCUGGUGUAGACAAAACAACAAUUAUUUGGGACGCCCACACAGGAGAAGCCAAACAACAGUUUCCGUUUCAUUCCGCCCCUGCUCUCGACGUAGACUGGCAGAACAACACUACCUUUGCCUCCUGUAGCACAGACAUGUGUAUUCACGUCUGCAGACUCGGCUGCGACCGCCCCGUCAAAACCUUCCAAGGACACACGAACGAGGUGAACGCCAUCAAAUGGGAUCCUUCUGGAAUGCUGCUAGCGUCCUGCUCUGAUGACAUGACUUUAAAGAUCUGGAGUAUGAAGCAGGAUACGUGUGUCCAUGACCUUCAGGCCCACAGCAAAGAGAUCUACACCAUAAAGUGGAGUCCCACCGGGCCAGCCACCAGCAACCCAAAUUCCAACAUCAUGCUAGCAAGCGCUUCGUUCGAUUCUACGGUCCGACUGUGGGAUGUGGAGCGAGGCGUCUGCGUCCACACGCUAACCAAGCAUCAGGAGCCUGUCUACAGCGUAGCUUUUAGCCCUGACGGGAAAUAUUUGGCCAGUGGCUCCUUCGAUAAGUGCGUGCAUAUCUGGAAUACUCAGAGUGGAAGUCUGGUCCACAGCUACCGAGGCACUGGCGGCAUCUUCGAGGUGUGCUGGAAUGCCCGAGGGGACAAAGUGGGUGCCAGCGCGUCCGAUGGCUCUGUGUGUGUUUUAGAUCUCCGAAAGUAAACACAAACUAUCCUAGAAGAGAAUUCUAACGGACCAGCAGUGAAUGUGUGAAGCAGCAAUGCUCAGACACCGUUCUUUCCGCUCCAAAACUGUACGAACUUGACUUGCAUUAGAGUGUACUUGGAAAUCAGUUCAUCCUGGCCACAGGAGUCUCUACUUUCUCGUAAUCUUCAUCAAGAAGUUUAAAACAGAAACAUACACAGUCAUAUCAAAGGGGGAAGGAAUGGUUUCCACCCAGAACAUUCAGCCUGGGAAGCAUGGAGCCACCGGCUAGGCGGGGGCACGGUUUGCUUUCCAUCCAGAACAGGCUCUGAUAGUUGAGAGGAGAAAAGACGAAGAGGGGAAAAAAGAAGACAAACAAAAAAAGCUGUGCCAAAAAAGAAAAGAAAAAAAAAUGCUGUGAUAAAACCAAGAGUGGGGGAGGGGACUCUCCUCCACGUGGUGGGUUCGUUUUUUCCCCCUAACAAUUUGGACACUGCACUUGCUCUCACAAAGGAUGUUCAAAGACCAGUUUGUACCGAUGAAACGCGCAACUUUGUAAUCCCAACACUUUCUAUUUUCUAGAAUCUUCUUUGUCCGGUGGUUUUUGUAUUGGCUGGAAUCCUGUCGUCCGGGGGCCUUCGGUCUGAGAUGGAAACUGGUUUUGGUUUGUUGCUUCCUUCCCACUGUGUGCCCCCUCCACCUCUCCUUCGUGCGGUGUGGUGUUGGUUUGAGUACGCCUUCCGUAGACGCAGCCUCGUGGACACCAUGCCAGAAUCUCUGACGGUCGGCUUUCCCGUCCCUUCAUCCUCCCCUCCGCCCUUCUUCCCUCUCCCUCACCGCCCCUCGCUCACUCGCUGUCCCUUUCUCAUAGUUGCUUCGGAUCUUCGGUCUCAAGGGCACUUUCGGCGCAUAAUAAGUGCUUUAUGUAAGAAGGCAGGGCACGGGGACUUUUUACGGGAGAAAAAAAAAAAAAAAUACUUAUAAGAGAAAGAGCCCGGAGUAUUUUUGGAAAAAAAAAAUAUUUUUAUGUUAAAACAAUUUUAAAAUCCUAAAAUGGCCAUCAGACACAGAGAGCUUUGUGUGAUUCAUAUUUUAAGCAAAUCUUAGGAGGACACAGGCAGGGUCUGAGGUGGCCUUUCCGUUCCCUGCAGCAUCGUGAAAGGCGGUUAGGAAUCUGGGUGGAAAAGUCUGGGUGGGUCCUGGGGGUCAGCGGGGGGGAUGCUUCUGCAGCGAGAGACGCAAAUCCCGGCGCUUUUUGGUUCAAAGAAGAGUGUCGCAUCGUUUCGGGGUGUUCACCCUCGUAGCCGGCACGAGAGGAGUCAAGAACAGUGCCCUCUGACCCCAGGAAGCAUUUCCCAAACCAAAUGGAAUUGAAGAAGCCAUCCACACUGACAGCUGGGCUCCCUGUCACCUGUUAGCGACCUCUUGUUCACGGCGCUCUGAGUACCCACGGUCGCUUCGCCGAGAGCGGUUGACCGGUCCUUGCACAGCUCACCUAAAAGCCUCCGGGAUCUCACCCGGUGUGAUAGUGACAGAAAUGAACGGGAAAGGGAGACUCUCAGUCCUGAAGGUGAAUUACGUAGAUAGAACAUCACUAAUAAUUUCUGCUGUCUUCAUCAUUUCUUUCUCUCACAAGAGACCAGGAGAAAGAAUUUUUUUUUUUUAAUAAUGAAUCUUUUUACUGUUUUUAAAAAAUUAAACAUGGCUUUGUGUUCCUA